AUGUGCACCAGUCCGGACCACUCCACAUUCAUUAUUAAUGGCUUCAAGAAUAAGUACUAUGUGGGAGAGGAACUCCAAGCCACCAUUGUUGCCAAGGACUUCACUGGUAGGCCAAAAAGCUAUGGAGGAGAUUUCUUCCAAGCAAAGGCUUUUUCAAACGAAUUAAAGGCUAGUGUGUUUGGAGAGGUACUAGACCAUCAGAAUGGCACCUACAUGGCCCGGUUUAUCUUGCCAUGGGCAGGCGAGGCGUUGGUGGCAGUCCGCCUGAUUCACUCCAGUGAGGCUGUGCAAGUCAUCAAGCGCCAACGGGACGCUCACAAUCACCGUGUCGACUUUGUGGGCCAUUUUGAGGGCAAGAACCUCCAGGGUGCUAAAGUCGAGGAGAAGGUGGCCUGUAACGUCAAAUGGGAAGGGGUAGCAAUGCCUGGAGAGGGCGACUGCUGCUGUGAGUACCCAGAUGUCCAUACAAGACUGACGUGGCUCUGCCGUAAACCCCCAACUCUGCCCUGCAAUACCCUGGUGUACUACAAUUUAGGUUCUUUCGGGAUUGUCAUGAAAGACCUUGACUACAAAAUCAUGCAAAAGUGA
Messenger RNA from Sardina pilchardus (European sardine), 588 nucleotides. Its product is annotated as NXPE family member 3-like. Bases 1 to 588 code for a protein of 195 amino acids. The transcript is spliced from 2 exons. Lineage: Eukaryota; Metazoa; Chordata; Actinopteri; Clupeiformes; Clupeidae. The record is from RefSeq and is a predicted model, not a curated record.